This is a messenger RNA of Talaromyces marneffei, 978 nucleotides long. RefSeq lists its product as uncharacterized. NCBI's taxonomy places the organism in Eukaryota, Fungi, Ascomycota, Eurotiomycetes, Eurotiales, Trichocomaceae. The record is from RefSeq and is a predicted model, not a curated record. The transcript is spliced from 4 exons. Gene Ontology annotation, cellular component: Golgi apparatus. The coding region runs from base 1 to 978 and encodes 325 amino acids.
AUGUAUCUUCCGAAUUCAAAAUGGACGUGGUUGUUUGUUGUGACUUCUGUGGUCCAAGCAGCUAUCAUUCUCGGCCUUGAGUCCUAUGUAUUUGCUACUUUUCAAAUUAACCAUGCCCACUUCGACAACUCAGCCAGUUCUUCAAGAACCCUUCCGACGUUUCUAUCGCUGUACCUUUUCGGUUUCAUCUACGAAUUAGUCUUGGUCUACGAUGCUUUGCGUCUCAAAAACACAAUUCAGAUCAUCGGAAUCUGUCUUUGCAACAUCGGACUGCUCAUCUAUGGUGCUUUGCAGAUAGAACAGGUAUCCUUGGAUGAGGGCCUCUUCCAUCAAACCAGACCGGUCUUGAUCGCGAUUCCUGUAAUAAUCACAAUCGGCUCGAUGAUUUUGGCAUUCUUAGCCUGGAAGUUGUAUGACGAAUUCGCUUGGACAAUUUAUAAACACAUCAGUGCCGAUUUGCGAAUGAAGCGGCGGUAUUUGACUUAUCAGAUCUACAUCGCCUUGUUGAAGUUUGAUUUUUUCUUCUUCUUGGGUUUCACCGUCCAAUUCGUCGUUAUCGUAACCGGGAAAACCGAUGUCGAGUUUGGUUUGACUCUGGCUGCUAUUCCGGUGACGAUUUUGAUUUUAUUCCUUGCCGCAGUCUUCACGAGACGGGAGAACACGCUCGGCAUGUGCGCUGUUAUUACACUUUAUGUCGGUGGUCUGGCCUACUUCCUUUUCAAGCUUGUACGCAUGUACCAACCAUCUCGAUACCUUGAGUAUAUUGCUGCUCGACGAUCAUUGACCUUCUUCGCCAUUAUUACCAUCCUUUUGAUCAUUGCAACCAUCGUGAACGCCAUCGUCUGCACAGCCAAUUUCCACAAAGGACUUAAACCACAUGUUAUGACGACACGUAAAUCUGACGACGAUGAAAAGGCCACGGAAUUGGGCACCAGAAUGCCCGGAGAGAGCGUCCCUAGCCGCAUGAUGAUUGAUUGA